Molecule: messenger RNA, 11743 nt
Organism: Poeciliopsis prolifica (blackstripe livebearer)
Lineage: Eukaryota; Metazoa; Chordata; Actinopteri; Cyprinodontiformes; Poeciliidae
Gene: shank3a
Product: SH3 and multiple ankyrin repeat domains 3a
Exons: 29
Coding region: 298-6357 (2019 amino acids)
Cellular component (GO): dendritic spine; postsynaptic membrane; postsynaptic density
Molecular function (GO): ionotropic glutamate receptor binding; synaptic receptor adaptor activity
Source: RefSeq, a predicted model, not a curated record
AGAAAAGUUGAAAACAGUGAGAAAUCACUUCAGUGUGACGCAAAAACAUUUGAUUACAGUACGUGAUUGGAAAUAUUUACUCUAACAUGGAUCAUGACCGGGACACAAAAAAAGCCUUUCUCUCCCUCCCUCUUUUUCUUUCCCAGGCGAGUGAUGCAUGCUGCAAACGGUGUGUGCGUGUAGUGUGAACAAGACCCACUGGUGUAUGCGUGUGUGCCCCGUGUGAGUAAAUGUGCGUGCAUGCGUGUGUGUGCGGAGAGAGAGAGAGAGACAUAGACUGAGCCCCCAACACGGAGCAUGCCUCUGCGUCCGGCAGCCGGCAAACAUGAGCCACCCAGCUCUCCACGGCAGGACCAGCAGCAGCAGCACACACACACACACACACGCACGCACACGCACCCUUACACACACGCACCGAACGGCAGCCAGGGGGCCAGCACUGACAGCAGCAGCUCCCGGGAAGAGGAGAGUUGCGUUCCCAUUCCUCACGCUGUUCCGGCUUUCGGUCCCGGUGGAGAGCACAGCAACAGUGCAGGAGCACCCAUGGAGGAGCCAACAGGCAACACUGUGGUCAUCCGCAUUGGAAUCCCAGACCUACAACAGACGAAAUGUUUGAAAUUCAACGUGGAUGCACCGAUAUGGUUGUCCAAGCAACGUAUCCUGUGUACCCUCAACCAGAGCCUGAAGGAUGUGCUCAACUAUGGCCUAUUCCAGCCGGCUUACAAUGGCAAGGCUGGCAAGUUUCUGGAUGAGGAGAGACAGCUUAGGGAAUACCCUUUCCCAUCCAUUGCUCCUGUACCGUACCUAGAGUUCCGCUAUAAAAGGCGUGUCUACACACAGACCUACAUAGAUGAAAAGCAGUUGUCUAAGCUUCACACUAAGGCAAACUUGAAGAAGUUUAUGGAGUAUGUGCAGCAGAGAAACAAUGAAAAGGUCUCACGGUUUUUGGAAAAAGGCCUGGAUCCUAACUUCCAUGAUCCAGACACAGGAGAAUGCCCACUAACGCUGGCAGCACAGUUGGAGGGAUGUGCCGAGCUCAUCAAAGUGCUUAAAAAUGGAGGGGCACAUCUGGACUUCCGAACAAAGGAUGGCAUUACUGCCCUGCACAAGGCUGUGCGCAGCAAGAACCACACAGCACUUAUAACACUGUUGGACUUGGGUGCUUCUCCUGACUAUAAAGACAGCAGGGGUCUUACUCCUCUCUACCACAGUGCAAUGGUCGGAGGAGACCCAUACUGCUGUGAACUGCUGCUGCAUGACCACGCACAAGUCGGCUGUGAGGAUGAGAAUGGCUGGCAGGAAAUACACCAGGCGUGCCGCUAUGGCCACGUGCAGCACUUGGAACAUCUGCUGUUCUACGGAGCCGACAUGAGUGCCCAGAACGCAUCUGGAAACACUGCCCUGCAUGUGUGUGCUCUCUACAAUCAGGAUAGCUGUGCACGUGUCUUGCUUUUCCGAGGAGCCAAUAAAGAGAUAAAGAACUACAAUAGCCAGACUGCUUUUCAGGUGGCUAUUAUAGCUGGAAACUUUGAUCUCGCAGAAAUCAUUAAGGUUCACAAAGCAUCAGAUGUUGUGCCUUUCAGGGAGACUCCCUCCUACACCAACCGUCGACGUGUUGUGGCUGGCACCCUCCCCUCACCACGUUCCUUGCUGCGCUCUGCAAGUGACAACAACCUUAAUGGUGACCAUGAUCACAUCCACCCUCCGCGCCCUCGAGAAUCCCGCGGCCGUCCGGGUCACUCCCCUGUUCCCUCACUGCGCAGUCUCCCAGCUUUUGGGCAAAUGCACAGCAGCCUUGGAGAAGGUCGUCAUGGAGAGAUCCCUGACAGCAGUCUCCAGAGUACCGGCAGCUCCAGAUCCUCCCAUUCCCGCUCACCAUCAUUACAUCACAUGCAUGAAGAGGACAGGCCAGUCCCCAGACGUUCCCACAGCCAUGGCUACCCUCAUGGACAUGGUCCUCGUGGGAGACUCAGCCCUGGCUCAGUGCAGCGAGACCCAAGCCCACCUCAUCACACACCUCCUGCACUGACAGGCCCUCGUGGGCCCAAACGGAAACUCUACAGUGCUGUCCCAGGACGUACCUUCAUUGUGGUCAAGCCCUACACCCCACAAGGGGAAGGAGAGAUCCAACUCAACCGUGGAGAGCGGGUCAAAGACUUUGACUGUAAUGACGUAGAAGUUUUACUAGAGGACCAUGUCUACGAUGAGAUCAGACUGGGCUGCCUGGACUUUGAUGCUGACGCCUCAUGCAUUGAAGACGUUGAUGAUUACACUGACUUUACUGAUAAUCAUGAAGUACUAAGUAUAGGUGAAGGAGGGUUCUGGGAAGGCACUGUCAAAGGAAGAACAGGCUGGUUCCCGGCAGACUGUGUGGAAGAAGUUCAAAUGAGACAGUAUGACCCAAGACUUGAGACCCGGGAGGACCGCAAUAAGAGACUGUUCAGACACUACACUGUGGGGUCUUAUGACAACUUCACCUCAUACAGUGACUACAUCGUGGAAGAGAAGAAUGCUGUUUUACAGAAGAAAGAAAAUGAGGGGUUUGGUUUUGUCCUGCGUGGAGCCAAAGCUGAGACUCCCAUUGAAGAGUUCACUCCCACCCCAGCAUUCCCUGCCUUGCAGUACCUGGAGUCAGUGGAUGUGGAGGGGGUGGCCUGGAGGGCUGGGCUCAGGACGGGGGACUUUCUCAUUGAGGUGAACGGGGUGAAUGUAGUGAAGGUGGGCCACAAGCAGGUGGUGUCUUUAAUCCGGCAAGGAGGGAGCAGACUCCUAAUGAAAGUCGUUUCUGUCACUCGCAAGCCAGAAUCGGAAGAAAUUGUUCGAAAGAAAGCUCCCCCUCCACCCAAGAGAGCUCCCAGCACCACCCUGACGCUGCGCUCCAAGUCCAUGACGGCUGAGCUGGAGGAACUGGCUUCUGCUCGGAGAAGACGAGGAGAAAGACUAGAUGAGAUGUUGGCAUCGCAGGAAUCUAUGUUGCAUUCUCAGCCCCCGGAGGCAGAUUACAGAGCAGCCACUGUCAAACAACGGCCUACCAGCAGGAGAAUAACACCAGCAGAGAUCAGUUCACUGUUUGAGAGACAAGGGAUGACGCUACAUGGAGGUCUGCACCCGGGUAUCGAGAGGGGUGACAUACCAGUCCCUAAAGGCAUGUCCAGGACCAAGUCUUUUGGUGCCACAGAAGAGGAUAGACUGUCUGCACUUGCAGGCGAGCACAGAUUUCCACGUAGUUCCUCUAUGACAGACAGCCUCCGAGACCACUCACAACCCCAUCCUAUCCCUCCACCUCCUCAGAUGGCACCUCCUCCUCCUCCUUACUACUUUGACACGGGUCCCCCUCCAGCUUUUUGCCCUCCUCCUCCCCCAUCUCGGACCCAAAGUCAAGGCCAUGAGCCUGGAAGCCGUUCCAGCUUCAAGCCAUCCUCUUUGGACCUGCCUUACGAAGGCGCUCAGCGGCAAGCUACACACAUCGAGAGACAGAAGAAAGCUCGCUCAAUGAUCAUCCUACAGGACUCCUCCCAUCUACCUGUAGAACCUACAGAAAUUCCCCGUCCUGCUGCUACUCCACCAGAGCGAAUCAAAAGAAAGGGAAGGGUAAUUGACAACCCUUACGCAAAUGUGGGUCAGUUCAGCAUUGGACUAUUCACACCCACAAAGCCCCAAAGAAAGAAAAGUCCUUUGGUGAAACAGCUACAGGUAGAAGAUGCACAAGAAAAGGCUAGCCUAGCCUUAGCUGCUGCCCACUCGCGAGAGAGCUCACCCUCAGGACGACACCCACAUGGGCACACGCACACCAGCCGUGUCGACUACUACCAGCAGCAGCUCAUGGCUGAACGAGAGCGAUUGCGAGCCCAAGGAGAGAUGAUGUUUCAGGGUAAAGGCCCAUUUGCUGCUGCUAUUGCUGGAGCAGUAAAAGAUCGUGAACGUCGCCUUGAAGAGCGGAGAAAAUCCACUGUCUUCCUUUCUGUUGGGACCAUGGAAGGGUCACCUACAACAAGCCCUGACUCCCCCUCUUUGACUCAGUCUCAUUCCAUCGAUGAACGGCUGUUAACUCGAGAGCUUGGACAGCUUCCCCCCCCUGCCUUGGCUCUGAGCCCCUUAGCUAGCGGGACCACCUUUAUCCAUCCACUCACAGGAAAGCCUCUGGACCCAAAUUCACCACUAGCUCUUGCGCUGGCCGCAAGGGAGAGAGCACUGACCUCUCAGAGUCAGUCCCCAACUGGCAGCCCAGAGCCUCGGACUAAACAAGAGCGAGUAGGCCAGGUUGUAAUGUUCUCUGACACUCAGACCAAAGAGUCUCCACAUGGGGAUGGAGUAACUGCAUCUCCCCCUUUUUCACCUAAAAGCGCCAAGGCAGCGGGGUAUGGCACAUCAUCCUCCCCAGCUAAUAUUUUGGCUCCUCAAGCCAUCAAACCACAGUGGACGACAUCAUCAUCAUCUAUAUCAUUCCGUCAAGAGAUGGAAGCUAGAAUUGAGGAGAGAAAGGAGGAAAAGAGACUAGAGGAUAAAAAAAGCAUGUUGAUCAGCAUUAUGGAUACAUCACAGCAGAAGACAGCUGGGCUGAUCAUGGUUCAUGCAACCAGCAAUGGUCAGGCUGUUGGGAUGGGGUCAGGGAUUGAACAGAAACCUGUGCCUACAACCAUAGAGCCCAGUAAAUCACAGAGUCCACGGGCUAAAUCCCCCAUUCCCACAGCUCCCCAGCCCCAAACUCAACUCCAGGUUCAGCCUCAAACUCAGCGUCCUGCCAGUCCUGCCCAAGAGAAGACCCUGGCUCAGGGAAGCUCAGAAGAGGAUGUGGAUGCCUACACAGUCACUUUACCACCGGCUAUGUUAUCUUCCAGCGAUGAGGAAACAAGAGAGGAGCUACGUAAGAUUGGGGUGGUUCCUCCACCAGAUGAGUUUGCAAAUGGGUUGCUGGCCCAGGCACAGGGGAUACCAGUAUCAUCUGCUAAAGCUGCUCUGUCUCCUGCUACACCAGCCACACCGACACCCCAAACUCCCUUAACCCCAACAACCCCAACUGUGACAACCACCCAGCCUCAGCCAGCACCUCCACCCAGUGCAGCAGCUGUCUCAGGGAAAACUUCUGACCCUCUGGAGCCCCCACCAGUGGGCGAGGCUGGUUCUGCAGCUGACUCAGGUGUGGAGGAGGCUGACACGCGCAGCUCCAGUGACAGAGAGAGAGACCACCAUCUUGAGACCACCAGCACCGUCUCUACAGUUUCCAGCAUGUCUACAUUGUCCUCAGAAAGUGGCGAGCCUGCUGACACGCACACCACGCACACCUCCUAUGCUGACGGGCAGACUUUUGUUCUUGACAAGCCGCCAGUGCCUCCGAAGCCUCGACUCAAAUCCCAGAUAGGAGGCAGUAAAGGCCCCGUCACCUUCAGGGACCCUUUGCUGAAGCAGAGCUCUGAUAGUGAGCUGCUGUCCCAGCAACAGGCUGCUGCACUGGCUGCUGCAGCAGCUGGUGGAGCUGGGCUUCCUGCAGGUGGUUCCGCCUCAGUUACUGGUCUAGCUCCAACUAAGCCACGCUAUCUCUUCCAACGGAGGUCCAAGUUGUGGGGGGAUCUGGUAGAACCUCGAGGAACAGGGGUAGGGCUAGGGAUUGGGAGUUUGGGCAAUCUUGGUGGGCUAGGACUUGGGCUAGGUGCAGAUGAGAGCGCAAAACCAUCAGUUAUGGGAGAGCUUAGUUCACGUCUACAGCAGUUAAGUAAAGACACUAGGUCACUGGGUGAGGAGCCACUGGGAGCCUCUCUUGACCCUGGGAGAAAGUCACCUGUGGCAGGUGCAAGACUUUUUAGCAGCCUAGGCGAGCUCCACACCCUUUCCCAGAGAAGCUAUGGAACCACAUACACCAUCCGCCCCGGCAGCCGUUACCCCGUCACCAGACGGGCACCCAGCCCAGGCUCAGGCUCACCUGAUCGGGGCGACCUCUUUGGACGAUUCUCAGGCUUCGGCCUGCCAACCUCACCAACUACACCGCCACAAACCAUUCUCAAGUCCUCUAGUCUCAGCUUACCCCAGGAGCCUAAAGAGGUGCGCUUUGUGAUGAGGAGCUCCAGCGCACAUUCUCGCUCUCGCUCUCCAUCACCUUCCCAUUCCCCUGGAUUAGGUUCCCCACUUUUAGCCCUCCGACCCUUUCACCAAAAACCCCUCCACCUGUGGAACAAGUACGAUGUUGGAGACUGGCUUGAGAGCAUCAACUUGGGAGAGCACAGAGCGGGGUUUCAGGAACAUGAGAUCGAAGGCUCUCACCUCCCGGCUCUAACCAAGGAUGACUUUGCAGAGCUGGGAGUGACACGGGUCGGACACCGUAUGAACAUUGAGCGAGCGCUGAAACUGCUGCUGGAGAGCUGACCCUUACCCUGAAAAAGAGCAAGAGGAAAGAAAGACACAAGUCUGAAUUAGAUGAAAAUAAGGGAUCCACUGAACACACUCCUCUGUUACUCCAGCUGCUUUUAUAUUCAGUAUUAAAAUGUUCAUCUGUGGUUCCUAGUGACACUUUCUGUUCUGCAUUAAUACCCCGCACCUGGCAAUGCACUAAAGAGGCAGAGGCAAUACCCAUACAAUGUACAUUCAUCCCUUUUUUUUCUUACCCCCUACUCACUUUAUGGCUCCAGCUUCUUGCCUGGAGCAAAUCAGACUCGACAUCCCAAAAGAGAUAGCUGAGAGCUCCAAUUAGAUCAUUUGGUUUCUGAAAAGUUACGUUCUUUCCUUAAUGACACCCACACUUUCUCACUGCACCCUCUCUACCUCUCUCCCCUCUCGUAUUAGGCCUCUGAAAGCCUUCGGCAGUUUGAGUAAGAGAGGAGGAGGAAGGAUUCUCGUUCCAAACAGAAAACUCAGUUGCCUUUCAAAAAUAUUUCUACUGAAAUCAACUCUGAUGAACACAGUGCUAUGGAAAUAGCAGCUCUGAAAAGGUGUGUCUUCUGAAUACCUGCUAUCGUUUUUAAACUGAAGACUUUUAAGCCCAGAGGUGGAGCUCCGCAGGAGGAAAAACCCCCUCUGCCUUGGUACCAAGACUGUGCAAUCUAUAAUAUUUGGAGAAUGUUUAACCAACACUCGUGGCUUUUUUCAUAAUUAAUUUUUUGAUUUUCCAAAGGGAAUAUUAUAUAUAUUACUAUUAUAUGGCAUAAUAUAAUAUAUAUGUAUCUACGUAUAGCUUUCAGAUGAAAAGACAUUAUUGCAAAGAAAAGAUGUAUCAAAUGAAUUUGCAGCUGUUUUUGGUUUUAGUAUAGAAAACAGAAAGAGGUCUUUAAAUCUAAUCCACCAAUAGUUUACUCAUUUCUACCAUACAUAUAUAUACAUAUAAAUAUAUAUAUAUAUUUGAAAGAAAACAAGAUAUAAAUACAGAAAAAUUAAUUUUUUUAUCAUACCUACAGAAAUUUCCGUGUGAUCACCUUUCUUGAGGCAUAGCAUAACGAGUUGCUUUAUGUUGUCGUACGUUUUUAUUUUGUUUAUGGUCUUCCGUCACUCUAAAGGGCAUCCCGUAAUGUGAGGCUAAGACCCCAGCUGAAACCCAUCCCUACUGCUUCAGUCUCAAAUUUUCGUCAGAGGGGACUAAAGAGCCAAAUAAUUAAUUAAAAUUAGUUUUAAGUUGUUGUUUUUUUUUUUUUUGUUUUUUUUUUCCUUUUAAGGUUUGACAUAAUUGAUUUACAAAGCAAAACACACAAUAUUCAACAAAGGCAUGGGCCAGAAUGAAAUUCUGUUGGUGAGAUAACCAUACAAAAAAUGAUUCAGUUUGACUCUCAGAAGUUGAAAUCUCCAAGUUUUGACUUUGAAAAGUUAACGGAAAAGUCAGUUUUUUCAAUCCUCAGAAGCCAACACAGAUGCCACAGUUCUUUUAAAAUUAUGAAGGUUUAUAUCCAAUGAAAUAUUUUCACACACACACAACCUCCUGACAACAUAAAUCUUUAUCAAGCAGGUGUAUAGUUUCUUCAGCAGUGGGGUUGGGAAAGACAGUAAAAGGUCUUAAAGAAAAUUCAGCAUUUUACAACCUGAAUGUGCAGCUGCUUUCUUUUUAGUGAGUGAAAUAUUACCAUCCAGAACUAUUAAAAAUAAACCAGGUUGUAAAACAGAGGGGGAAAAAAAGCUGAAUUUUCUUUUAACAAUACAAAAUCUGCAAUUGUACUCAUGAGCAGCUUCAGCUGGCAGUGAGAACCAGUGAGUUUUAUUCAUGCUACAAAGGGAAAAUGAAAAUAAAGCAUUUUGGCAUUCUAGCUGUCUUCUUUUCUGACAGAAUGCCAGGAAAUGUCUGAUACCACUAAAAACCUCUGCUCAUCAGAAGCAUUCAGCCAAGGCACUUUCACUUGGCAAAAACUUGUGUGCAUCUUUCUUCCCUUGUCCUUUCUGAAAAGCAGGCAGUGAACAAAAUCAUUAUAUAGGAGCUGUAGGAAUAGCACUCACUGCCUCACUGUGACCUCACUUUCCUUUUACCUGCAGUGUUAAGUUCUCCUUUCUUUCUUUUAUCCUUUCUUUCUUCUGUUGCUGAUUUGUUACCUUCGGCCACUGUGGGUAGAUUUUGUAGCGUGUGGAACAUCAUAAUUUACUCAUUUGAAUUUUAGAGUGGUGGGGAAGAAAAAAUACAUCUCCUGCCCGUUCUGAACAUACUUACACUUGUAAAAAAAAAAAAAAAAGAACAAACUACAAAUAUUUGCUUUUUUAAAUCACAAGCAAUGUAUAUAUAAUAGAUUUCCUAUAAAUUUUUGAAAAGUAUAUAGAUCUAUAUAUGAAUGUUUGGCAUAUAUGCAUAGUUAACCACCUGUGGAAAAGGUGAGCAGAUUUUAUUCUUUCUAUGAACUCUUGAACUUUUGAACUCUGAACUAUGAACUAGGGGAUGAUUUGCACAAAACAAGGUGACAAGGUGCUAACAUAAAAGCCACCCAUCGUCCAAGCGCAUGAGUGCAUCUGGAUUCCCUGAAUCUCUCUGUGUGCUUGUUCCUCUUCACCGUGCGCGUGUGAAUGAGUGCGCAUGUGUGCAAAUGCUUGUUUUUGUUUUGUUGUUUUUUUUUUCACGUCUGUGUAAUUUGUUUGGGAGUGAGAUGCAGAGAAUGCAUGCGACCGUGAGAGUGCGGUUAAUUGUUGGGGUUUACAUCUUUGGCGUUAGUCCACUAUAGCCUUACUGUACCAUCAGAGAUUGCCGGCUGUGGCUGUGUCACAUAACAACACAGACACAAACACGCAUACACACACACACACACACACACACAGAAAAAUGCACACGCAUUCACACUGAAGCUCAUCGUUGUGUAUUGUGUUUUUGUCCAGAGUUAUAUCUUCAAAAAGUGGACUGUUCUGCCCAAGAGGGAGAGACAGACAGACAGAGAGAGAUAAGCAAAACACUGUCAAAUUUUCUACUCCUGAGUCAAGACUAGAAGAUCUCACCUUGGAACUGCAUAGGUGCUUCUUAUGCAGUGUCACUAAUUCUGUACAGACUUUCCAAAAUGGCAUUUCCACUCCGCUGCACUCUGUCUGGCAGCUCUCCUUUUUCCUUUUUCAGACUUUCAGAUUCUGAGUUUUGAAUAUGUUAUAUGCGAUGAUCCAGUAAGGAACAAACAACACAAAAAAAUUGUGCCAAAAAGUAACUUAACUGUGUAUUUGUCUUUUGCUUUAGGACUAUCUUAGUUGCAGCACUCUUAAGCUGUUAUGUAUUACGACAAUAUGGUGCCAUCUCCUGGUAAUCUUGAGAACUGAUAUUUUUUGGAUCCUUUGGUAUUUUUCUGCAGGUGGAAGUACAUGUGCAUCUCAAAUAAGAUCAUUGAAAGGUUUAGUCAUUUCUGUUAUUCCUUUGAAAAAGUGAAACUCAUGUUCUAUCUAGCCUUAUUACACACAGGUUGACAUAGUUCAAAUGUUUAGUUCGGUUACAUUUUAUGAUUGUGGCUCAUAGAUUAAAGAAAAUUCCCAAUUUUUUUUUUCUUUUUUUAAAGUGAAAAAGUUAUAUAAAAUCAAAACAAUGAAAGUAAUUUUAGGCAGAAAUGUCAGGUUGGUGUACAACAUAUGCAUUCAAUAUCUGGUUGGGGCUUACUUUGGAUUUCUUAUGAGCCACUGCAUCAGUGCUGUGUGACUUGGAGGUGAUCUGCCUGUAUGUGUUAAUAGAGGGUUUCAGUCUGUUGUUGGGUCUGAUCUUCCUCAUGAUGAAACCUCAUAGAUAAUGUUACUUAGGUCCAGUACAGUGAUAUCAUGCUCAUUAAACCAAGUGCUGGUACUUUUAUGGUUUAGGAUUUGGAUAGAAGCCAUGUUCUGUUGGAGAAUGAAAUCAACAGAGAGAAGCAUGUAAUGUAACAAAUAUCAUGGUAGAAGGAUGCUCUCGCGUUGGACUUGAUAAAACCUUAACAAUCAGCAUCUAUAGACGACAUGUGUCUCUAAGUCAGCUUCACCUCAAGCUGUUGAAUCUAGUUUAAUAGCUCUCAAGCGACAUUUUGUUCAUUAGGUGCAAGGUAUAAUCAACAAAAUUGCAAGAGGCAAACUUGAAUUAUGUCCCGCUGUGUGUAAUGAAUCAACAUAAUAAAUGGGUUUUAGUUCUUCAUCUAACUUUUUAAAACAAACUUUUCAAUAAAAUAAUUUACUGAGAUGCACUUUUAUUUCAUACUUCAUAGUCACAGGCUAUAUAGAUGUCUCCAUAUAGAUUUACAUAUAUACAGCCUGUGUAUUUCUACUUGCUUAGACAUCUGUCCUUAAAUUAUGUGACGUAGCAACACAGUUACAUAAUUUGAAUGAUAACAGUUAUUGUUCCCAGAAAAUAGUCUGAUCUCAGACACAGGCUGGCCUGAUUAGAGCAUCGGUUGAGUUGGGUUGUAGUGGAAGUUGUAGUGGAAGUUUUGUAGUGGAAGUUUACUUUGCUGCUCAUCUAAAGACAUUUAGAUGAGCAGCAAAACAGACUGACACAUCAAUAGGUCAAAUAAGAGGUAGGCUCUAUUCUAUAUUUCUUAACAAAGCACAAUCUACACAGUUGAAGAGAAGCAUUGUGACUUUUCUUUAAAAAAUUAAAAAAAAAUCUCCCUGGUACCUGUCGACACACUGGAACCAGUGAUCUUAUCAUCAGAGGGUUUGUUUCUUUCAUUGUUGGUUUUCUCCUUGUUUGCACUGUGAAGUUUAGAACGGUGGAUAUGUCACUGCAACGCCUCAGCCUUGACUCACUUGGGAACAUCCCCUUCUCGGCUUCUAAUCACCAGGCAAGUCAUCUCCAACUUCUCUUCCUCUGGACGUGAAUAUCUGAUACAUAAGAGCCUAUGCUAACAGCCCAAGCUAACCAGAGGCUACUAAGUCUUCUCCAUGUAAAAAAAAAAAAAUCAAGGGCGAUGGUAAAGACUGAGGCAAGAUGUGAGACGUUGCCCUGGAUAUCUCCACCACAGAGAUAUAUGUUUGUUAUAUUAUGUAAUAAAUUUAUAAUUAAAACAUGAGGUGGCAUAUUUUUGUUCCUGCUUUAGUGUCUCAUUAGUGGAAAUGAAUCAGUGAUGUCUUUGGCUCAAAAGACACUUAAAUAUGCUGUUUUUUCUUCAACAUUAUCACCAUUAUAGAAAUGGCCAAAUAAUGUUAAGGAAGCUGACAGGAAACAGCCAAACAGUUAUGAGUUAAAUGGCAUCCAAAAACCUGAAGAUCUACAAACAAAAUGUUAUUUAAAUAAAUCAUUUAGUGAUAUUGACUCAAUUGCAGAUAUGUACAUGUUCAUAUAUUAAUCUCUGGGUUGUUUGAAAUGUGUUUUUGUUUUUUUACAUAAAAUCAAAUAAAUAUUUUUUUCUCCCAA